UGUGUUUCUGUUUUUCCUUCUUUUAUUAAAAAUUAAUUCCUCAUUUUCAUGGAUUUUUUGUUUCGGAAAAUUAAUUUUCUUAUAUAGUUUGCACAUCUCUGGAAAUAUAUCUUUGAUGUAAUUUUCAUUAAAAUUCAUUUGGCCGUAAUUGUACCACAAACUCGCUUUUAUAAAAUCCACCUGCUGCAUCCCUCCAAACAUUUGGAAGUGACUUUCUCACUCCCUCCCAGAAUUGUCACUUUUUAGGCCCUUUUGUAUGAUGGUUUGUUGAGAUUUCGUGAUUUAAAACAACAAAAUACCUUACUACCGGAAUUCUAUCAUUCAUGUUUCGCUAAUUACUGUUAUGUUGCUGUUGUUUUGGACGCUACCUCAAAAAAAAACCCACACAAGAGAGUGUAUGUUUACUUAGCCUUCUAUAAUGAAGAAAGGCGCGUAAAACAGAGGUAUAGCAUACCCCUCACAAUCGUAAAGUUGGCUGUUCAAAUCACAGCCAGGGAGAAUCAUUGCAAAUAAAAUCUUAGACUAUUAAUCUCGAUUUGAAAAAGAAAUAAAUUAGAAAGAGAAAGCUUCAUUCUAACAGGUUAAAAAAAACAUUAGGCAAAAUAAAUAUUUAUUAAUGACGUUGAUAAUCGAAUUUUAAACCUUUCUUGGUUCCUAUUUAGUCACUCAUGGGUAUAUCGCCAAGUGGCACGUUUCCUCCCGUACCGAGACACUAUCGCCUGACAUUGUAUUCAACUUCCUUGAGUGCAGAUUUAGUGACUCGCACGAUAAAAACAACAAUUUGCUGUUGGUUUAUGCUUCUUCUUUUAUUGAAAAUUAAUGUUUCAUAUAUAAUCGACGCUUCUCUGGAAAAAUAUCUUUCGAUUGAUACCAAUUUCAUUAAAAUCCAUUCAGCCUUUAUAAAACUCUUAGCCUCCAUCCAUCCUAUGGGGGGAGGGUAUAAAACGUAUGAAAGAAGAAGCGACGAAGUAAAGAGCAUUUUGCUGAAAAUAAACACAACAAAAAUCUUAACAAAACCAAGAUGGAAGCUAAUUUCAGUGAGGUGAGCAUUGCUGUGCCUUGGGGUCACAUAGCCGGACGUUGGUAUGGCAGUCAAGACGAAAGGCCCAUAUUGGCUCUGCACGGCUGGCUGGAUAAUUGCGGCACAUUUACAAAACUAGCACCGCUUUUAGCACCACAUCACAGUCUACUGUGCAUUGACUACCCUGGACAUGGUCGCUCAAGUCACCUGCCACCGGGCGUUAUGUAUCACACCAUGGAAUUUGUUCGCAUCAUUGGCCGCAUAAUGCAGGCCUAUAAAUGGAAAAAGGUUUCCCUUAUGGGCCAUUCCAUGGGUGCCUCUGUGGCUUUUAAAUUUGCCUCCCUUUACCCGGAACGAGUGGAUAUGGUUAUCAGUUUGGAUGCUCUUAAAAGUUUCUAUUGGACUCCCUCAUUAUUGGUGCCUUUCUUUGAACAUUUAACAGAAAUGGCCAUUAAGGAUAAUGAACGCCUUAUGAGUCCUUAUCCCUCCCAACCUGCCAGUUUUUCAUUCAAACAAUUGGAAUAUCUCAUACACGAGGGCUCUAUGAAAUCCAUUGAUCUGGACAAAUGUAAAUACAUCUUGGAGCGAAAUGUUGCCAAUUCCAAAUUGUAUCCCCACAAGUAUUACUUCUCCCGUGAUCAGCGGGCGAGAAACAUCAUACAGUUAAAUGCCACCAUGGAAAUGGCUUUGGAGAUGGCGAAACGCAUAUGUCGAACAUCCAUGCCAUAUAUAGUGAUCAAAGGUGGCGAAUCGGAUAAUUCGAAUGCUUGUGCCACAGAAUUGGAUGAUUUUAUGAUGAGGCAUAAUACAAAUUUUGAACAGCAUGUCUAUGCGCAGGGAACCCACCACAUGCACUUGAACAAUGCCCCACCAGUGGCCGAAAUAAUUAUUGAAUUUUUACAUAAGCACAAGGGAUGCAAUAUGACUUCGUCAAAAAUGUGACAA
Molecule: messenger RNA, 1966 nt
Organism: Stomoxys calcitrans (stable fly)
Lineage: Eukaryota; Metazoa; Arthropoda; Insecta; Diptera; Muscidae
Product: serine hydrolase-like protein
Exons: 3
Coding region: 1022-1963 (313 amino acids)
Source: RefSeq, a predicted model, not a curated record